Molecule: messenger RNA, 1358 nt
Organism: Quercus lobata
Lineage: Eukaryota; Viridiplantae; Streptophyta; Magnoliopsida; Fagales; Fagaceae
Product: metalloendoproteinase 4-MMP-like
Exons: 1
Coding region: 236-1315 (359 amino acids)
Biological process (GO): extracellular matrix organization; collagen catabolic process; proteolysis
Cellular component (GO): extracellular matrix
Molecular function (GO): metalloendopeptidase activity; zinc ion binding
Source: RefSeq, a predicted model, not a curated record
AUGGCACCAACAAAGUCAGAAUCGCCUUUAAAAAGGCUCGCACGGCAGAAUCUUCUUAAACUUUCCCAUCAUUUGCUUGUGUUUCACUCCCAUUUAGCCUAAGCCAAGCUUCAAUAAUUCCUAUUUAUUAAUUUUUUAAAAUAUUUAUUUAUUUAUACAAUAAAAAAAAUUUCAAUUAUAAGAUCUUUUUCUUUCUUUCCCGCAAAUCCAAAGCUCCAAAUCCCAAAACAAAACUAUGUUUCCGUUUCUCAGUCACUUCAUCUUCUUCUCCUUCCUCCUCUUUCUUUCCCGCCCUUGCUUUCCCGCCAGAAUCCUACCAGACAAAUCAACUGUCAUAACCGUCGCUUCCCACAACGCCACGUGGCACGAGUUCAUGAAAUUCCUAGACGCCGGGAGGGGAAGCCACGUCAGCGGCAUGUCCGAACUCAAGACUUACUUCAACCGUUUCGGGUAUCUCCCGAUAUCCUCCAACGACACGAACUUCACCGAUACGUUCGACACCCAAUUCGAAUCGGCCGUUAUUCUUUACCAGAAGAAUCUCGGUCUGCCCCUCACAGGAAAGCUCGACACCGAUACCAUAUCCUCUAUCAUGUCACCGAGGUGUGGCAUGAGUGACAGUGUCACCAACACCUCCCAUGGCUUCCACACCGAUCGUCGUUACGCGUACUUUUCCGGCAAGCCCCGGUGGGUCAACUUGACGCCGAUGACUCUAACAUACGCUUUCUCGCCGUCUGACAUGAUCGAUUACCUAAGUUCAUCGGAAAUUCGGAUGGUUUUCGAGCGAGCUUUUUCGCGGUGGGCGUCGGUUAUUCCGGUGAAUUUUACAGAGACCGGGAACUACUUAUCGGCCGAUAUCCGAAUCGGGUUUUACCGGGGCGAUCACGGGGACGGAGAGCCGUUCGAUGGGGUGUUGGGAGUUUUAGCUCAUGCUUUCUCGCCACAAAAUGGGAGGCUCCACCUCGAUGAAGCGGAGACGUGGGCCGUUGAUUUCAAUACGGUCAAGUCAAAAGUGGCCGUUGAUUUGGAAUCAGUGGCUACCCAUGAGAUUGGGCAUGUACUUGGGUUGGCUCAUACUUCGGUCAAAGAAGCAGUUAUGUACCCAAGCUUGAGUCCUAGGACAAAGAAGGUGGACCUCAAGAUAGACGACGUGGAGGGAGUUCAAGCUCUAUACGGGUCAAACCCAAAUUUCAAGUUUAGCUCUUUGUUAGAGUCUGAAAAUUCUUCUAAUCAUGCACCCAUUGGCCUAGAGAGAACAUUCUCUAGUUGGACAAUUUCCUUGACAAUGGUAUUUUUAUUAUUGUUUUUGCAUAGAUGAACCUUUUUCUUCUUUUACCUUAUACUUGUAGGUGAAUUUUACA